AUGGGCAGCACCUCUGACGAUGUCCCGACAAAGGACAACAUUGCUGCGCUGUUGGCCAAUGAUCAGAUGGUCAAGGUUGGGUGUAUCGACAGCGACGGCGUCUUGCGAGGCAAAAUCAUGUCCACAGAAAAGUUCCUUUCAAGUAUCGACCAGGGCUUCGGCAUGAGCUCAGUCUUGUUUGGUUGGGACAUACAAGAUACUCUCUACACCACCGAGACAACCAUCUGUCCAGCAGCAGAGGGGUAUGGUGAUUUCGCCGCCAUACCGGAUCUUAGUUCAUUCAGACGUCUCCCGUGGGAGGACAACAUACCACUUUUCCUGUUUCGGCUGAUGUCGAAGAACGGCCCGGUUGCAGCUGAUGGGAGGGGCAUACUGAAAUCACUGUGCAACAAGAUUGGUACACGAGGUCUCAAAUCCCUCGCAGGAAUUGAGCUAGAGUUUAUGAAUUUCCAAACGCCAACCGAGGACGGGUAUUCCUCGUCAGGAUACCGCAAUUUGGCAGCAUAUCUAUCCAACAACGCUCCAGGCAGUCUUCGCACCUUGACCCAAGGAUCAUUCUGUUACAGCCUCACCAGGCCCAUGGCCAACAAGCAGUAUUUCCAUCAAAUCUUCAACGAUUCUCUCCGGUUCAAGACGGAUCUCGAAGGCUGGCACACUGAAAGUGGUCCUGGAGUAUUUGAAGCUGCUCUGAAGGUGCAAGAGAUUGAUGAAUUGGCAGACCGAGCUACCCUGUUCAAGCUUCUCGUCAAGUCAAUCGGAGUAGAAAGAAACAUCACCCCAUGCUUCAUGGCGAAACCUGUGCAUGGUCUACCUGGAAAUUCGGGGCACAUCCACAUCUCACUGGUUGAUAAGGACGGCAAGAACGCCUUUGCCCGCAAAGAACCAGACACGAACGCACAAUGGAAAGACAUUGAAAAUGUCUCGGAUAUCGGUCGACAGUUCCUCGCAGGCUUGCUCCUUGCACUCCCAGAUCUGAUGCCUCUGUUGGCACCGACCAUCAACUCGUACAAGCGACUCGUGGAGAACUACUGGGCACCAGUCAAUGUCAGCUGGGGCCUCGAAGAUCGGUCUGCUUCCAUCAGACUGAUCGCGCCACCCGUCUCGAAGCCAGGUGCCACCCGAUUCGAAAUCCGCAUUCCUGGAGCAGACCUAAACCCUCACUAUGCUCUUGCCGCCAUUCUCGGAGCUGGCUGGAGAGGAAUCGAACAACAGCUGGAAAUCCCCGUUCCACCUUGCUCUGCAAGGCUUGACAAACCGGAGUUACUGCCUAACAGUUUAGAUGCGGCUGUUGCCAGGUUCCGGGCGCCAAGGAGUCUUUCGCGAGAGAUCUUCUCCGACGAAUUUGUCGAUUUCUUUGCUGCUUCCCGCGAACAUGAAAUUCGACUGUACAAGGAAGCCGUGACCGAUUGGGAAUUCAAACGGUAUAUAGAGCUGGUCUGA
Molecule: messenger RNA, 1440 nt
Organism: Capronia coronata CBS 617.96
Lineage: Eukaryota; Fungi; Ascomycota; Eurotiomycetes; Chaetothyriales; Herpotrichiellaceae
Product: glutamine synthetase
Exons: 5
Coding region: 1-1440 (479 amino acids)
Molecular function (GO): glutamine synthetase activity
Source: RefSeq, a predicted model, not a curated record